Molecule: messenger RNA, 1954 nt
Organism: Panicum virgatum (switchgrass)
Lineage: Eukaryota; Viridiplantae; Streptophyta; Magnoliopsida; Poales; Poaceae
Exons: 1
Coding region: 425-1738 (437 amino acids)
Source: RefSeq, a predicted model, not a curated record
GAGAGAUCCGAUGGAUUCUCCCCCCUCGGCACCAUGGCAGCCGUCGCUCCCCCCCGCCCGGCCGGCCGCCGGCGCAUGCCGCGGCACCACCACCGUCAAGACCGAGACGGAGACGACCGCCGCCAGUCCCCGACAAAGGCAAGGAACCUACUGAACCCCUCUCUCUCCAGACUGCUGCAUUGACCGGACCCCUCGGCGCGCGUCAACGAGGGCCCCCGCGCGCCCGCCUGCCCGCGCCGCGCAAUACCUUGGCCGCAAAGAAACCGAAACGCCCGUGUAACUUCCGGGAUCCCCACGCCCACGUCCGCGUCCACUACCCGUGGACUGACCAACCGACCGAUACACGGGCCACUUCCAAGCCGGCCGACGGUUGCGGCGUCCUCGCCCCGCGGGCUUCCGGCAGGAUCCUCCAGGCAGCCAGGCCAUGUCCGGCCCCGGCGCGGACGCGGCGGCGCCGAGCGACGGCGCCGAGCAGCUGCGGGCGUACCGGGAGGCGGCGCGGCGGCGGCUGCGGGAGCGCGUGGGUGCGAUCGCGCGCGGCCCCGUCCGGGCGCCGCUGGCCGACGUGCUCCGGGACCACGCGCUCGUGCACCUCCCGCCGGCCGCCGCCGCGCGCCUCCGCCUCGUGCACCCGUCCUGGGCGCGGGUGCUCGCGUCCCCGCUCUUCGCCGUCGCGCACGCCGCCGCGCCGCGCCGGGGCUCGGGGCUCUUCGUCGCUGCGGCGCCCGACGACCCAGGGCUCCUGUUCCUCCCCCUGGACGCCGCCGACACGGUGCCGUCCCCGCCCCUCGCGUUCCUCCCGGCCUCGUCGCCCCCCGCCGUGCUCUCCUCGUCGCACGGGGUCGCGUGCUGCUUCUCCCCCGCCGACGACGCCUACUUCGUGUGCAACCCGGCGACGGGGUCCUGGGAGGGCGUCCCGUGCCCGCCGUGCCGGAUCACCUGGCCCCGCCCCGCCAUCGUCGUCGUCUUCGACGCCAGCGUCUACAACUUCGGCGGCGACUUCACGCUCGUCUGCGCCUUCGAGUCCGCGCCGGGCUCCGGCAUCUACUGCUUCGCGGUGUUCACAUCCGUGACCGGCGCGUGGUGGGUCGCCGACGCCGUCGCGCCCGCUGAGGGGCUCAUCCCCGCGUCGGGGGUGGCGGCCGGCGGGGUGGCGUGGUGGCGGACGACCAUCGGCACCGCGGUCGGGUACAGCCCCGCCACCGGGCGCGUCGAGCUGGCCGUGUGCCCCGGAGACAGCGCCCACUGGGAGAUCGGCUCCGCCGCGGGCAGGCUCCACUGCGCCGUGCUCGCCGCCGACGACGUCGUGGUGUUCCGGCUGGACGGGCACGGUGGCUGCUGGGAGGUGGCCGCGACGGUCUCCGUCGCGGAGAUAUUGCAGCAGCGGCGACCCUGGCAACCGGAUAGCUCCUCCGACGAGGAGGCGGGGAAUCGGGCAGAGCAGGAUCGCACGGGGGCGAUCACUGCCGCGGCGGGCAGGUUUCGGAUGCCGCGCGACGACGUGCGGCUGCUGCCGUUCCAGGGCACGGAGGUGGAGGUGGUGCUGCUGGCCGGCAGGCGCGUGGUGGCGUUCGACACGGCGAGGCGGCGGCGGCGCGAGGCCCUCCUGCCGGAACAGCCGGCCGGCGCUGACUGGGGCGCGGCGGCGUACGCCGUGCACACCAACACGCUCGCGCAGGUCGCGCGCGUGGUGCUCAUGGAGCCUCCGGACGAUCAGGAGGUCGCAUCGCCAUCGUAGCUUGUUGAGCGGAAUCUUCAGUGCCCGGCGUGCGUUUGCUUUACUGAUGGUGCUAAGGUCUAGAGAAUAAUCAAGCUCGUUCUUGCGCAUGAUUUCGUUGGAGAAAUCAACUGUCAUCUGAGCUGCUAGUUGUACAUCAUCAACCCGAACCUGCUUCUUGUGCUAUAUUUGUGUGGCAAUUUUUGCGCAAAUUAUUCACACCAAAGUUCAAUUUGA